Molecule: messenger RNA, 5895 nt
Organism: Acanthosepion pharaonis
Lineage: Eukaryota; Metazoa; Mollusca; Cephalopoda; Sepiida; Sepiidae
Source: the annotation of a GenBank genome assembly
AUGGUCCUAAAAUUUUUUAGCUCCUUUCUCUAUCCUCCCUUCCUCUCGUUUGCACCCUUUCCUCACGUCCUCUCGUUUGCAUCCUUUCCUGUCGUCCUCUCGUUUGCAUCCUUUCCUGUCGUCCUCUCGUUUGCAUCCUUUCUCUCGUCCUCUCGUUUGCAUCCAUUUUCUCUCGUCCUCUCGUUUGCAUCCUUUCCUCUCAUCCUCUCGUUUGCAUCCUUUCCUCUCGUCCUCUCGUUUGCAUCCAUUUUCUCGUCCUCUCGUUUGCAUCCAUUUUCUCGUCCUCUCGUUUGCAUCCUUUCUCUCGUCCUCUCGUUUGCAUCCUUUCUCUCGUCCUCAUCCAUUUUCUCGUCCUCUCGUUUGCAUCCUUUCUCUCGUCCUCUCGUUUGCAUCCUUUCCUCCUCGUUUGCAUCCUUUCGUUUUUGCAUCCUUUCCUCUCGUCCUCUCGUUUGCAUCCAUUUUCUCGUCCUCUCGUUUGCAUCCAUUUUCUCUCGUCCUCUCGAUUGCAUCCAUUUUCUCGUCCUCUCGUUUGCAUCCUUUCUCUCGUCCUCUCGUUUGCAUCCUUUCCUCUCGUCCUCUCGUUUGCAUCCUUUCCUCUCGUCCUCUCGUUUGCAUCCAUUUUCUCUCAUCCUUUCGUUUGCAUCCUUUCCUCUCGUCCUCUCGUUUGCAUCCUUUCCUCUCGUCCUCUCGUUUGCAUCCUUUCUCUCGUCCUCUCGUUUGCAUCCUUUCUCUCGUCCUCUCGUUUGCAUCCUUUCCUCUCGUCCUCUCGUUUGCAUCCUUUCCUCUCGUCCUCUCGUUUGCAUCCAUUUUCUCGUCCUCUCGUUUGCAUCCAUUUUCUCUCGUCCUCUCGAUUGCUUCCAUUUUCUCGUCCUCUCGUUUGCAUCCUUUCUCUCGUCCUCUCGUUUGCAUCCAUUUCCUGUCGUCCUCUCGUUUGCAUCCAUUUUCUCUCAUCCUCUCGUUUGCAUCCAUUUUCUCUCAUCCUCUCGUUUGCAUCCUUUCCUCUCGUCCUCUCGUUUGCAUCCUUUCCUCUCGUCCUCUCGUUUGCAUCCUUUCUCUCGUCCUCUCGUUUGCAUCCAUUUUCUCAUCCUCUCGUUUGCUUCCAUUUUCACGUCCUCUCGUUUGCUUCCUUUCUCUCGUCCUCUCGUUUGCUUCCUUUCUCUCGUCCUCUCGUUUGCAUCCUUUCCUCUCGUUCUCUCGUUUGCAUCCAUUUUCUCUCGUCCUCUCGUUUGCUUACAUUUUCACGUCCUCUCGUUUGCUUACAUUUUCACGUCCUCUCGUUUGCAUCCUUUCCUCUCGUCCUCUCGUUUGCAUCCUUUCCUCUCGUCCUCUCAUUUGCAUCCAUUUUCUCUCGUCCUCUCGUUUGCAUCCAUUUUCUCGUCCUCUCGUUUGCUUCCUUUCUCUCGACCUCUCGAUUGCUUCCUUUCUCUCGUCCUCUCGUUUGCAUCCUUUCCUCUCGUCCUCUCGUUUGCAUCCAUUUUCUCUCGUCCUCUCGUUUACAUCCAUUUUCUCGUCCUCUCGUUUGCUUCCUUUCUCUCGUCCUCUCGUUUGCAUCCUUUCCUCUCGUCCUCUCGUUUGCAUCCAUUUUCUCUCGUCCUCUCGUUUGCAUCCUUUCCUCUCGUCCUCUCGUUUGCAUCCUUUCCUCUCGUCCUCAUCCAUUUUCUCGUCCUCUCGUUUGCUUACAUUUUCACGUACUCUCGUUUGCAUCCAUUUUCUCGUCCUCUCGUUUGCUUCCUUUCUCUCGUCCUCUCGUUUGCAUCCUCUCGUUUACAUCCAUUUUCUCGUCCUCUCGUUUGCUUCCUUUCUCUCGACCUCUCGUUUGAUUCCUUUCUCUCGUCCUCUCGUUUGCAUCCUUUCCUCUCGUCCUCUCGUUUGCAUCCUUUCCUCUCAUCCUCUCGUUUGCAUCCAUUUUCUCUCGUCCUCUCGUUUGCAUCCAUUUUCUCGUCCUCUCGUUUGCUUCCUUUCUCUCGUCCUCUCGUUUGCUUCCUUUCUCUCGUCCUCUCGUUUGCAUCCAUUUCCUCUCGUCCUCUCGUUUGCCUCCUUUCUCUCGUCCUCUCGUUUGCUUCCUUUCUCUCGUCCUCUCGUUUGCAUCCUUUCCUCUCGUCCUCAUCCAUUUUCACGUCCUCUCGUUUGCUUACAUUUUCACGUCCUCUCGUUUGCAUCCAUUUUCUCGUCCUCUCGUUUGCUUCCUUUCUCUCGUCCUCUCCCAUUUUCUCGUCCUCUCGUUUGCCUCCUUUCUCUCGUCCUCUCGUUUGCUUCCUUUCUCUCGUCCUCUCGUUUGCAUCCUUUCCUCUCGUCCUCAUCCAUUUUCACGUCCUCUCGUUUGCUUACAUUUUCACGUCCUCUCGUUUGCAUCCAUUUCUCGUCCUCUCGUUUGCAUCCAUUUCUCGUCCUCUCGUUUGCUUCCUUUCUCGUCCUCUCGUUUGCAUCCAUUUUCUCGUCCUCUCGUUUGCUUCCCUUUCUCUCGUCCUCUCUCGUUUGCAUCCUUUCCUCUCGUCCUCAUCCAUUUUCUCGUCCUCUCGUUUGCUUACAUUUUCGUCCUCUCGUUUGCUUACAUUUUCACGUCCUCUCGUUUGCUUCCUUUCUCUUGUCCUCUCGUUUGCAUCCUUUCCUCUCGUCCUCUCGUUUGCAUCCUCUCCUCUCGUCCUCUCUCGUUUGCAUCCUUUCCUCUCGUCCUCCUCUCGUUUGCAUCCAUUUUCUCUCGUCCUCUCUGUUUGCAUCCAUUUUCUCUCGUCCUCUCGUUUGCAUCCAUUUUCUCAUCCUCUCGUUUGCUUCCAUUUUCACGUCCUCUCGUUUGCUUCCUUUCUCUCGUCCUCUCGUUUGCAUCCAUUUUCUCUCGUCCUCUCGUUUGCAUCCAUUUCCUCUCGUCGUCUCUCUCUUGCAUCCAUUUCCUCUCGUCCUCUCUGUUUGCAUCCUUUCCUCUCGUCCUCUCCAUUUUCCUUUCCUCUCGUUUGCAUCCAUUUCUCGUCCUCUCGUUUGCAUCCAUUUUCACGUCCUCUCGUUUGCAUCCAUUUUCUCGUCCUCUCGUUUGCUUCCUUUCUCUCGUCCUCUCGUUUGCAUCCUUUCUCUCGUCCCUCUCUCUUGCAUCCUUUCCUCUCGUUUGCAUCCUUUUCUCUCGUCCUCUCGUUUGCAUCCAUUUUCUCGUCCUCGUCCAUCCAUUUUCACGUCCUCUCGUUUGCAUCCAUUUUCUCGUCCUCUCGUUUGCUUCCUUUCUCUCGUCCUCUCGUUUGCAUCCAUUUUCUCGUCCUCUCGUUUGCAUCCAUUUUCUCGUCCUCUCGUUUGCUUCCUUUCUCUCGUCCUCUCGUUUGCAUCCAUUUUCUCGUCCUCUCGUUUGCAUCCAUUUUCUCGUCCUCUCGUUUGCUUCCUUUCUCUCGUCCUCUCGUUUGCAUCCAUUUUCUCGUCCUCUCGUUUGCAUCCUUUCCUCUCGUCCUCAUCCAUUUUCUCGUCCUCUCGUUUGCUUACAUUUUCACGUUCUCUCGUUUGCUUACAUUUUCACGUCCUCUCGUUUGCAUCCAUUUUCUCGUCCUCUCGUUUGCUUCCUUUCUCUCGUCCUCUCGUUUGCAUCCAUUUUAUCGUCCUCUCGUUUGCAUCCAUUUUCACGUCCUCUCGUUUGCAUCCAUUUUCUCGUCCUCUCGUUUGCUUCCUUUCUCUCGUCCUCUCGUUUGCAUCCUUUCCUCUCGUCCUCAUCCAUUUUCACGUCCUCUCGUUUGCUUACAUUUUCACGUUCUCUCGUUUGCAUCCAUUUUCUCGUCCUCUCGUUUGCAUCCAUUUUCUCGUCCUCUCGUUUGCUUCCAUUUUAUCGUCCUCUCGUUUGCAUCCAUUUUCACGUCCUCUCGUUUGCAUCCAUUUUCUCGUCCUCUCGUUUGCUUCCUUCCUCUCGUUUGCUUCCAUUUUCUCGUCCUCUCGUUUGCUUCCUUUCUCUCGUCCUCUCGUUUGCAUCCUUUCUACUCGUCCUCAUCCAUUUCUCGUCCUCUCGUUUGCUUACAUUUUCACGUCCUCUCGUUUGCAUCCAUUUUCACGUCCUCUCGUUUGCAUCCAUUUUCUCGUCCUCUCGUUUGCUUCCUUUCUCUCGUCCUCUCGUUUGCAUCCAUUUUCUCGUCCUCUCGUUUGCAUCCAUUUUCUCGUCCUCUCGUUUGCUUCCUUUCUCUCGUCCUCUCGUUUGCAUCCUUUCCUCUCGUCCUCAUCCAUUUUCUCGUCCUCUCGUUUGCUUACAUUUUCACGUUCUCUCGUUUGCUUACAUUUUCACGUCCUCUCGUUUGCAUCCAUUUUCUCGUCCUCUCGUUUGCUUCCUUUCUCUCGUCCUCUCGUUUUCAUCCAUUUUCUCGUCCUCUCGUUUGCAUCCAUUUUCACUUCCUCUCGUUUGCAUCCAUUUUCUCGUCCUCUCGUUUGCUUCCUUUCUCUCGUCCUCUCGUUUGCAUCCAUUUUCUCGUCCUCUCGUUUGCUUCCUUUCUCUCGUCCUCUCGUUUGCAUCCUUUCCUCUCGUCCUCAUCCAUUUUCUCGUCCUCUCGUUUGCUUACAUUUUCACGUCCUCUCGUUUGCAUCCAUUUUCUCGUCCUCUCGUCCUCAUCCAUUUUCUCGUCCUCUCGUUUGCAUCCAUUUUCACUUCCUCUCGUUUGCAUCCAUUUUCUCGUCCUCUCGUUUGCAUCCAUUUUCUCGUCCUCUCGUUUGCUUCCUUUCUCUCGUCCUCUCGUUUGCAUCCUUUCCUCUCGUCCUCUCGUUUGCUUACAUUUUCACGUCCUCUCGUUUGCUUACAUUUUCACGUCCUCUCGUUUGCUUACAUUUUCACGUCCUCUCGUUUGCUUCCUUUCUCUCGUCCUCUCGUUUGCAUCCAUUUUCUCGUCCUCUCGUUUGCAUCCAUUUUCACGUCCUCUCGUUUGCAUCCAUUUUCUCGUCCUCUCGUUUGCUUCCUUUCUCUCGUCCUCUCGUUUGCAUCCAUUUUCUCGUCCUCUCGUUUGCAUCCAUUUUCACGUCCUCUCGUUUGCAUCCAUUUUCUCGUCCUCUCGUUUGCAUCCAUUUUCUCGUCCUCUCGUUUGCUUCCUUUCUCUCGUCCUCUGGUUUGCAUCCAUUUUCUCGUCCUCUCGUUUGCUUCCUUUCUCUCGUCCUCUCGUUUGCAUCCUUUCCUCUCGUCCUCAUCCAUUUUCUCGUCCUCUCGUUUGCUUCCCAUUUUCUCGUCCUCUUCGUUUGCUUCCUUUUUUGCUCCUCGUCCUCUCGUUUGCAUCCUUUCUUCUCGUUUGCAUCCUUUCCUCUCGUUUGCAUCCAUUUUCUUGUCCUCUCGUUUGCUUCCUUUCUCUCGUCCUCUCGUUUGCAUCCAUUUUCUCGUCCUCUCGUUUGCAUCCAUUUUCUCUCGUCCUCUCGUUUGCAUCCAUUUUCUCUCGUCCUCUCGUUUGCAUCCAUUAUCUCGUCCUCUCGUUUGCUUCCAUUCUCUCGUCCUCUCGUUUACAUCCAUUUUCUCGUCCUCUCGUUUGCUUCCAUUUUCUCGUCCUAUCGUUUGCUUCCAUUUUCUCGUCCUCUCUUUGCAUCCUUUCCUCUCGUCCUCUCGUUUGCAUCCAUUUUCUCUCGUCCUGUCGUUUGCAUUCUCGCAGAGAAAUAUUUAUUUUUUCUUUCUUUCUCCGAAACAUGUCUGUCUGUCUCUUCUUCCUUUUCUCUUUCAUUUUCUCUUUCUUUUUAUUACUCAGUGGAAUGAAUUCUUCUCGACUCACUUUUUGUUUUUUCUUUUCCCGACUUCCUUUUUUUCCUUUUCCUUUUCAAUCUUUAAACACUUUUUUCAUUUCUUUCUUUAUAUCAUUGUUGUUGUUUUCUACUUUUCUGUUUUUGUCUCUUUCUUUUCACCUCUUCUUCAAACUUCUCGUUUCCUUUCUCUUUUCAUUUCUAUUUUCGAUUCCUCGUAGUCUCUCUUAA